Hydatigera taeniaeformis is the source of this 387-nucleotide messenger RNA. NCBI's taxonomy places the organism in Eukaryota, Metazoa, Platyhelminthes, Cestoda, Cyclophyllidea, Taeniidae. The record is from the annotation of a GenBank genome assembly.
AUGCGUGUGACUAGUCUGGAGGUGGGGGCGACUGGAGUGUUGGCGCGUACACAUGUCCUCAUGGGCCCAGAGUGUGUUGGUGUCUCAAAAAUUGUAGACCCAGGUCAAAUCCUGAACGAUCGUCUGUUAAAAUUGGAAUGGCCGUCGCACAAUCUACUGGCCAAGUGCGUACCGCAGUCGGCUUGUCCUCUCUCUAGUCUGAUGGGCGCGGAGGGCGUGCUGGUGCAUCGCUGGACGCCGAGUAAUAUCGACCCCAGGAAACGCUCCUUUUGUCACCGUAAUAUUGCCCUCAUCACCUUUCCCGAAGGCCCAAUCACUCUAGAGGGACAUUAUGUUGCCAUUUGGGAGGACUUAGGGCUCGAAUACAUACCACCUCCCAACACAUAG